UCUUUUCGUAGAUGGAUUUCCGAAGCGAAGGGUAGUAGGGGGUAGAUGAUAGUCCAGAAAAUCGUUAUUUAUAUGCGCACGUUUAUUUUCAAUGCGAAUUUUUAUAGAAAUAAGUUAAAAGAAGUGUUCUAGACGAAGCGGCUUUAAUUACUUAUUCGUAUUUUCUAUAAAUUGAAGAAAUUACUCGAGAAAGUCGGACAGGAAAGAAUGUAUUUAUCAAGAAUUAUUGUUUAAUAAUAAUUGAAUGAUCGUCUGAUCAUUAUCAAUUGUGAUUUCAAAAACAGUUUUGGGGAUUGCCCCAUUUCAAAGACUCGAUGGAGGUGGACCAUGUCACAACUGAUUUAGAACAGGCGGGAGGUUCAGCGUUUGAUGCUUUCCUGCAAACCGGUAGAACAGGUCGACGUAAUGCUCUUGCAGAUAUUAUGGAACAAAAUGCAACAAUCAGUACCGCAUCUCUUCCAGGCAGUUUGGAGAAACUGUCAUGCUCAGAUGUUCCGACACAAGGGACCAGCAAAAAUACAAGUUCGGGAGAAGACAUGGACACUUCGAAUCAACCGUCGACAUCCGACGCAGGGAGGAUAUCCAAAUCGCAGCAGGUCGCUGCAUAAACGACAAAGAAAACACAGAAUUCAAAAGCAUCAUUUGGGAAGUAGACGAAGCGAGGCCAUUUUAGUUUUAACAUUUCUACCGAGCAUCUAGUCUUCAAAUGUAAUCUCCCAAGAUUGUUUACAACAUUGUGAUAGUAUUAAGGUAAUUACCUGUACAAAGUAGUUUUAAAUGAACAAAAAAAACGAGCACAUUUAGAUUUAAAACUGUUGCCGCUUUAUACCGUGUGUGGAUAUCGAAUCCACGAUUUAAUCUAGCAAUCUUUCAUAAUGUUUUUAUGCCAAACCUUCGAUUUCAAAAAACAAAAACCAAAAAAAAAGUUUUGAAGUUUGCUGUUACCGAGUUUAUUGUUGUUUGAUAAAGAUGUGUACGCUUUUCAAUUUUAUUGAGAUAACAAAUUUGUGCUCAACGAGAUUUUAUCUAGGUCGUAGACAAUAACAUUCCCCAAAAAAUCCAUAGUUUCGAGUAGAUCAAAACUUUGUAUUUAAAUUUAUUUAUACGUAAUAGUGUAUAUUUCGGUAGUUAUGUGUCGUUAGUACAUGACAAUACUUAAAUAUAAGGCAGUAUUUUUUUGUCUGUUAUACCAUAAAUUAUUCUUUGUUAAUGUAAGUAUUAAUUAUUGUGGGAUCUCGACAGGAAACGAUGUGUGUAUCAUUGUUUGUUAUAGUAAAAAGAAAAGAAAUAACCGUUUUUAAUGUUGGUUAGUGUAAAUCCGUAGUCUACAAAAGAACGGCCGACUUCAUGCUGCACAGAAAAAGUCCUGUAUAUUCCUAUCCGUGACACUUCCAUAAGGUAAAUAUAUAACGAAAAAAUUUCUAGUUAGAUUAUAUGAGAUGUCAUUUUCUAAAAUGAGUUGACUGUUGCUGUACAAAAACUUUUACAGAAACACUUUUCAUACAAUGCUUUUCCCACAAUAAAAGGGUUAAUUUAAUUUGA
Centruroides sculpturatus (bark scorpion) is the source of this 1542-nucleotide messenger RNA. RefSeq lists its product as uncharacterized. The transcript has 3 exons. Gene Ontology annotation, cellular component: cytoplasm; nucleus. NCBI's taxonomy places the organism in Eukaryota, Metazoa, Arthropoda, Arachnida, Scorpiones, Buthidae. Gene Ontology annotation, molecular function: cAMP-dependent protein kinase inhibitor activity. The record is from RefSeq and is a predicted model, not a curated record. The coding region runs from base 315 to 608 and encodes 97 amino acids. Gene Ontology annotation, biological process: negative regulation of cAMP-dependent protein kinase activity.